GCUGAAAUAUUCCAGAAACGAGGGGAGAGAGAGAGAGAGAGAGAGAGACAGAGAGAGAGGGAUGGAGGGAAUGGAGAACAGAGAAGACUUGAAGUCGAUGCUACCGUUUCUGCCUUUACUACUUGGCUCAUCAAAUCUGUUUUGGCCAUCCCAAGUGGUUAAAUCACUCGAAACCCUCUCAAAAGGACCUCUUUACAGCAAAGUUGACUCAGGUGAACUGCUUUUCGAUGCCAUUUCCCAUAUCAGAGAUUCUCUUGCUCUCCCUUCUCUGCAACCUGUCGCUCCUUUUGCCCAUGGAGGUUAUGCUCUCUUCUUUGACGAGGAGUUCAAUGCAGCUAAUUUCCCGGGCAGAGGCUUCAAAAUGGUUUGAAGAGGUUGUCCCAGCGUUGGCUAACUUGCUCUUGAGAUUGCCAUCUCUUUUAGAGUCUCACUAUCAAGAUGCUGAUUACUUGUUUAAUGGUGUCAGAACUGGCCUUCGCUUGUUGGGUUCACAAGAAGCUGGCAUAGUGUUCCUUGGCCAGGAAUUGGUUGCUGCUCUCCUCACAUGUGCGUUCUUUUGUUUGUUUCCAGUCUCUGAUAGAGGUUCAAAACGUCUUCCAACAAUAAAUUUUGAUCAUUUGUUUGAGGAUAUAUAUGAUGAGGGUUACAGAAAAAAGCAGGAGAACAAAAUAAAGUGUAUUAUGCAUUAUUUUGAAAGGAUAUGUUCAUCUAUGCCUGAGGGCUUUGUCUCCUUUGAGAGGAAGGUUCUUCCUUUAGAACAACUUCCUUUGUGUGUUUCUUAUCCCGAGGCAGAUUUUUGGAGCAAAUCUGUUGUUUCUCUCUGCCCUUUUGAGGUCCAUAGUUCAGGCUUCAUAGAAGACCAAUCCAAUGGAGCUCUUGAAGUUGAUUUUGCUAACAAGUAUCUCGGAGGUGGUGCUCUUCGUAGUGGCUGCUUGCAGGAAGAGAUACGGUUCAUGAUCAAUCCUGAGUUAAUUGCUGGAAUGCUUUUCUUACCUUGCAUGGAAGACAAUGAGGCGAUUGAAAUUGUUGGUGCUGAAAGAUUCUCAAACUACACAGGGUACGCCUCUUCUUUUUGUUUUUCUGGUGACCAUGUGGACAAAAGGAAUGUUGAUGGUUUCAGAAGAUGUAAAACCAGGAUUGUUGCCAUUGAUGCAUUAUGCAGGGCAGGGAUGAGACAAUAUAAGUGCACAUACCUGCUUCGGGAGGCUAACAAGGCAUUCUGUGGCUUUUUGGAUCAAUCUAAUUGUGACCAUCACAAAAGCCUGUUUCAAGAUGGUGGCUCACAAGGUUCUCAGUGUAUGGAAACUGAUAAAGACACUAAUGUUGUGGUGAAGGACUUUCCGAUGGAUGAAGCCCCCUCAACUUCUGUUGAAAUUGCAAUGAACAGAGGAGAAUAUAUAAACCAAGUGAUCGGAUAUUCUGACAAGAAGGGUAGUUGGUGUCUUGACCUUGAAGAUAAAAUCGGUAUUGCUACAGGGAAUUGGGGGUGCGGAGCUUUUGGUGGAGAUCCUGAACUAAAGACCAUGAUUCAGUGGCUUGCAGCUUCCCAGGCAGCAAGACGUUCUGUUUCGUACUAUGCAUUAGGCAUUAAAUCGUUGCAGAACCUGAAUCAGGUGAGUCAAUGGAUUCUGUCACAUGAAUGGACGGUGGGAGACCUUUGGAAUAUGUUGGUGGAGUACUCUUCUCGGAGAUUCAACAAGGAAACUAACUUGGGUUUCUUUGCAUGGUUGCUUCCUACGCUAUUUGCUCAUGAUGCUAAGAUGUCAAAUUUGACAAGUACACCUUAAUUUUUCUCUUGUUUUUCCAUUUUUUUAACAAUGUAAUCAACUCUUUAGUUUAUUUUUUAAUAUAUCAUAUUCCAUGUGUUCCCUCCGCGAAAGAAA
This is a messenger RNA of Populus trichocarpa (black cottonwood), 1883 nucleotides long. RefSeq names its product poly(ADP-ribose) glycohydrolase 1. The transcript is spliced from 11 exons. The record is from RefSeq and is a predicted model, not a curated record. Gene Ontology annotation, biological process: carbohydrate metabolic process; nucleotide-sugar metabolic process; ATP generation from poly-ADP-D-ribose. Gene Ontology annotation, cellular component: nucleus; cytoplasm. Gene Ontology annotation, molecular function: poly(ADP-ribose) glycohydrolase activity. Lineage: Eukaryota; Viridiplantae; Streptophyta; Magnoliopsida; Malpighiales; Salicaceae. The coding region runs from base 228 to 1787 and encodes 519 amino acids.